UUUAAAAUUGGCGUAUUAAAUUUUCGCUUCCAAUUUACACUAAAAUUUUGGUUCUCAAGAACGAUGAUGAAAUGAACGUGGGUGAUGUCAGGGUUAUUACAUCCCAAUUUGUAUAAAUUAGCCGAACCGGAAUUUGGCAAAACGUUACGAAUAUUGGUAUGGCUGAAUGGAGAUUUUUACAGUAACGGACAUGAGAUUUUACUCAAUCCCAAGCAUCACAGAACUUGGAAUGCAAUAUUAGCUUUUUUAACAGACACUACGAACCCUAGUUUUGGUGCAAUUAGAAAACUUAUCCACUUAGAGAGUAACAAAGUCGUAUUGUCCUUCACGGAAUUACUUCCGAAUGCCAAAUAUAUAGCUGCUGGAAACGAAAAAUUAAAAUUAGCCAAAAAUGGUUAUCUAACUGCAGAGGAAAGGCGAAAUUUGCCAACAAGAAACUUUACCAACAGAAUGCCAAGAAUCAAAAAAACCGAAGAACUAAAAGCGAUAUUAGAUUUUAUAGCCUAUACGAAAAAGAAGAAACGCACGAUUAUCUACACCAUGGUAAACGGAAGACUCAAUCAGAAACCUUGUAAGAUUGUUUUAACGGCGUCAGAUUUUGAGGACUGGCAUAUUAUUCUAGAAUAUUUGAGCCACAGAUUAGACAUUCCUGAAGGAAUUAAAUACAUUUGCAACGUUGUAGGCCGUGUAAUUCAAAAUCCUCACGAACUACAGCACGGCGAACUCUACAUCGCGGUGCCCUUCAACCGAAAAUUUGUGAAGCUCGGUUACGUCAAGCUGUUUUUUGAAUUAAUGCGGGAAAGAAGGGGCAAAGGAAAGAUAAUUCACAAAAUUAAAGGAAAAACAACUAAACAAACAACUCCUUCUAUAUUGGGAUUUCAUCCUCCUAGUCGUGUACAGACUCCUGAUUUAAGAAGAUACGACAAAUGUUUAAGUCAUAAAUGCGCAAAUCGGGAUUGUAAAGAGAUCACAGCUAAAGUUCCAAGAGCGUACGUAAAUGCAAUGAGUCAAACUAUGCCGGAACAAAAUCUAGUUCAUAUCGGCUCCAAAACAGUGGUUUAUAAUAAUGCUGAUAUGCAAUAUGGAGAAAAUGAUGUAUUAAAUCAGCGCGUAAUUGUAAACACUCUUCUAGAAGAAGUCGUUCAGGAUAGUUUUAUUCAACUCGAGCAAGAUGGUCUCCUGUCUCCCGAAAAAAGCGACAAGUUUUCAAAUGUCCGGUGCUCUUUAGAAAUAGUCGAGCUACCCUAUACAGAUAUGGUAUCAAUAGAACAUCAAAGCCACUUGCCAGAGGGCAGUUCUGGUCAAAAAAAUAUUUCUGAUCAACAUCCACCGUAUUAUGCAGACAAUGAAUCCAUAGAAUUACAAAAUUUCUUAUCAGAGGGCAGUUUGAAUCAGCAACCUUAUUAUGGAGAAAAUGAACCGAUGGAACCACAAAACAACACACCAGAGAAUGGUUUAAAUAAACAGAAUAUCACUGGAUCGGUAAAACCGAUGACGACAUUUUGCGAAAUUGCCAGAUGUCGGCAUCUCGGUGCAGAAAUUUCCAAAAGUCUCCAAAAAUAUCCGCGCAAAAGUUCUUUGAGGACUAGCGAUAGUUUAACUUUCGGUAUCCCUAAAAAGUCAGUAGGGUUCGUAGGUCCAUUAAUAGACAGCAGUCAAAACGAUACUACAAAGGCAACUCCAGAUAAAAAGUCAUUGACGUCCAGUGAACUUGAAGAUCGUUUAUCUAGACAACAGCAGUGCAUGAACACCACAACGGUGCCAGUUAUUGACAGCUUGUUACUCUACAAAGGCUACACCAGACCAACUAGCGCUGCUAAGGGGAUAAACUCAUUGGGCAAUAUUGAAGAACUCAACGAGGAAGAUUGCAUUACCAAUUUGGAGAGUGAUGAUCGAAAAUUCCAUAGCAUUUACCAUGAUUUUGAUAACAGGAAAGAAACUGCAUUAUUCAACAUUGGUCGAUCAUCACCUGCGGCAACAAAGAAAAGUAUUGUAAAUGAAGAAAGUAUUUACCAUCAAUGCUGUGGUGUUAGUAAGGAUAAAAGUGACCAUAAUGGGUCAAACUACGUUUUCUUUACUCAUAGUUUGAUGAAUAUGCUAGCAAAAUCCGCCCUCUCCGACAACGUUCGAUCAGUUUUGACACUUCCCCAUCACAACGUAAAGGAUAUCGGUGUGCAGGUUUAUGUGACUAAGGAAGCACCGAGGCAACCCUCAUUCCUUUGGAAGUGUCUGUUCUUCUUAAUAUCGGCGAUUAUAAGACUAUAGAACAUUUCGUAAAUUUUGAAAACGUCUAUAAAGCAUCCCGAAUUUGUUGGUACCAUCAACAAUGAUUUU
This is a messenger RNA of Cylas formicarius (sweet potato weevil), 2334 nucleotides long. RefSeq lists its product as uncharacterized. NCBI's taxonomy places the organism in Eukaryota, Metazoa, Arthropoda, Insecta, Coleoptera, Brentidae. Gene Ontology annotation, biological process: intracellular signal transduction. Gene Ontology annotation, cellular component: microtubule organizing center; microtubule. The record is from RefSeq and is a predicted model, not a curated record. Bases 85 to 2265 code for a protein of 726 amino acids. The transcript has 11 exons.